Musa acuminata AAA Group (dessert banana) is the source of this 2615-nucleotide messenger RNA. RefSeq names its product protein CDC73 homolog. The record is from RefSeq and is a predicted model, not a curated record. The transcript is spliced from 7 exons. Gene Ontology annotation, cellular component: Cdc73/Paf1 complex. NCBI's taxonomy places the organism in Eukaryota, Viridiplantae, Streptophyta, Magnoliopsida, Zingiberales, Musaceae. The coding region runs from base 1 to 1308 and encodes 435 amino acids. Gene Ontology annotation, molecular function: RNA polymerase II complex binding. Gene Ontology annotation, biological process: transcription elongation by RNA polymerase II; positive regulation of transcription elongation by RNA polymerase II.
AUGGCCAUUUCGAUCUGUUCCUUCCUCGUCCCAGAUCACCCUCCGCGAGGGGUCGAAUUACGGGAGAUGGACCCGCUGUCGGUGCUGCGGGAGUACGCGAUCCGGGGAGAGCUGGACCGUGUGGUCCGAUCGGACGACGAGCUCCGGUUCGGCUCCGACUACGCCUUCCCCUGCUCCGCCGUCACCGGGUACCGCUCCAAGCAAGGUGGUUUCUACACCCUCGACGCCCUGCUCUUCUUCGCCCGCCACCACCACCUUAAGCACACCGAGUAUCUCCAAUCCGCCCGCCAACACCGCGUCCCCACCGUCACCUUCCCGGACCGCAAGCCAAUCCUCGACUACCUCCUCGGCCGCACCGCCUCCUCUGACGCCGUCUCCCUCCUCCCCCCUCCCUCCUCCGCCGUCGAGGAGUAUCGCCCGGACGAAUCCUCCCUCCCCGUCGACGAACCGCCAUCCGCCGCCGCCACAGAGACCUUGGCAGAUGUCCCCCCCGCUGCCGCCGCGACCGCCGUCGACUACGUCGCCAUGAUCCGCUCCAUGGAGCGGCCCCUCAAAGAUCGUGAGUCCCUUCUCGAGUGCCGCAACCGCGACUUCCACGCGGUGCUCCUGGCGUCCACCAAGCGCGAGGAGGAGCGGCAGCGCCUCGAGUCCCAGCAGCGAAAGGACGGCCUCGUCGCCAAGACCCGCCUCAUCAGCUCCGACGAUCACCACCGGCCCGUCGUCUCCGCGUACGGAGGCGGUGGCAGCGGAGACGAUGCAGCAGGCGCCGCCGCGCCCAAGCCCAAGAUGCACCUCAAGGGAAGCAAGAUCGGGGAGGGGGUGCCCAUCAUCAUGGUGCCCAGCGCGUUCCAGACCCUGAUCACCAUAUACAACGUCAAGGAGUUCUUGGAGGACGGGGUGUUUGUGCCGAGCGAUGUGAAGGUGAAGGCGGUGCGGGGGCCAAAGCCCGAUUGUGUGACAGUGCAGAAGAAACUCAGCCGGGAUCGCGUGGUGGCCGCCUAUGAGGUGAGGGAUAAGCCAUCCGCGUUCAAGCCCGAGGACUGGGACCGUGUCGUGGCCGUGUUCGUACUUGGGAAGGAGUGGCAGUUCAAGGAUUGGCCCUUCAAAAACCAUAUUGAGAUCUUCAAUAAGAUUAUCGGGUUUUACGUGCGUUUUGAGGAUGAUAGCGUGGAAUCUGCAAAAAUAGUGAAACAGUGGAAUGUAAAGAUUAUAUCAAUUAGCAAACAUAAAAGACAUCAGGACAGGGCGGCUGCUCUGGAGGUGUGGGAUCGGCUCGAAGAGUUCACGCGGUCACGGUCGCAUGCUUGAAGUGCUUAACGAGUUCGAUGUGUGUGUGUGUGUGUUUUUUUUUUUUUUGGUUUGUUACUGGAUUUAAGAUCCUCAUCCUUCUGCUUAAAGACUUAAAUCUCAGUGCCUGAAACAGUGCUGCUGCAGAUGUUGUUAAGCUGCUUAUAUUUGUCCGGUACAACAAUCAAGGAUCGGUUUAUGCAAUUUUACCUUUCAGUUUCUUGUAUUCAUCCUGUUGAACAUGUCUGUUCGUCUGAUAUGAGCUUGUUGAUGUGAAUUGACAUUGAUCACGCAUGGAAGGAAGGAAUGCAAAGAUGAUUGCUACAGUAAACGGGCCGUUUGGGUGGUUGACGCAAAUCGUGGCCCGUGAGAGAGAUCGCACUACGGAGAACUGGCACGCAUCUCCACGCCUCCCACGGCACCCUAUAAGUUGGUCGGUGGCGGUGCCCCCCAGCAACAUCGUUCGACAGCUCUUCUUUUGAACGAGAUCGAGAAUGAAGCCCGCGCUCCUGUACGUCGUGAUCCUCCUCCUCCUCCUCCGCCUGCAGCCGCAGCCCGUCGCCAACGGUUGCUGCGAUGCCUUCUGCGCCGUGCUCUGCCGAGGGACUGAUCUGUCUGCUGCCAUUACCAGCACCACCACCGUUACAACCACCAAUAUAACUACCACUAACAGAACCACUACUACCACCACCAUAACCACCAUCGAGAUGCCUCAGCGGCUCAUUCCUAACGGGAGUAAUGGCACUCCUGUUUAUCCUGCAGCAGCAGGCACUCCGUCCGUCACCAACGUCUUCCCAGUCUCAUUGCCUGCCGAGAGCGGACUCCCCGCUCCCGACCCUGAUACUCGCCCUACUCCGCUUGCCACCGAGAAAUCCUCGCCGCUGCCUCUUCCGUGUUCGUCCAUUCCAACGAGUUCCCUCGCCACCACCAAGGAAUCCUCGCCGUUGCCACCACCGGGUAGGUCCAUUCAAAGGGAGUUCCUGAAGGAUGUGCGGCGUUAUCUGAACGCCACGAGUUGCCGCAAGUUAGAUCAAUCUUUCGUGAUCUUAAUCGUAGACCCCAAAUAUUUUCUCGGCUUUUAAUUCCUCCUUCCCCAAUUGUUAGCUCGCGAACUUUGGCCAACUCUCUCUGGCCCAAUGCAUACGAUUGAUGGGGUAUACGUAUGUCGGACGCUGUUGUCUGAUCUGUUCUUUUGUCGAGUGUGAUCCCAUGGCCUGUGGGUGCAUAAAGUUGCUUCAUAUAAAGCCAUCUCAUGCAUGUAUCUUCCGUUGGUUUUCCCUUUGUAACACGGUUGGUCAUAAUUUGCAGCUUUUGCACUUUGGGCUGUC